AUGGCGGGAAAAGUGUGUAUGUUGAUGGCAUUGAUAAUGAUAGGGUGUGUUUUACAAGCAUGCAAUGGAGCCAAUGCUGGUGAGAGCAACCCAACGGAAAAUUCAAAGAUGGUUUGCUUCAAAACCUGUUCCAUAGCCUGUGGUAAAGAAAACAAACCUUGUCACCAAGAAUGUUUGACCAAGUGUGGUCUCCCAAAAAAACCUUCUACAACCGCUUGA
Eruca vesicaria subsp. sativa (arugula) is the source of this 219-nucleotide messenger RNA. The record is from the annotation of a GenBank genome assembly. Lineage: Eukaryota; Viridiplantae; Streptophyta; Magnoliopsida; Brassicales; Brassicaceae.